AUGUUCUCCAACCUAGAAGACGCGUCCAAGACGCGUAAAACCAUCCGCGCCUCACGACCAUCAGGCCGCGUUAGGGAACCGCACUCGCGGGUGCCUGCGGCCCAGACCACGACGGCGAGGAAAAACGUGAAAUUGGAGGCUCAGACGGUCCUCAGAACUUCCGCUACCUCCGUUGUCCGUACGACCUACACGGCGACUCCAAUCGCUACUACGCAGGCGAGCACUGCCAAGGCGAAGACACCGGACGUGACCGCCACCUCCACUCCUAACGCAUCGGCCACUGCUGUGAAGGACAACUCGGAAGGGAUCGUUCAGAAUGUACCUGUGCCUGUACCUGAUACUGGUCUGCCUCCCGUGUCCGACGUGAUGUCUCAAGUGACCGCUCUGCUGACUUCGGCGUCCUCUUCGACAACCCAACCAUCAAGUGCAUAUAGCUCGACGUCCUCGACCAUGGCUGUUCCGACUUCUUUACUGUCUGCUCUCGGCGCUGGUUUCACGCUUCAAAGUGUCUCUCCGUCCGCGACGUUCGGCCUGCAUGAAUCUACGUCUUUCGCCUCGAGCCUCUCUGCCUCUGCGAGUCAGGCUACAAGCCAGCGGGCGAAUCCUUCUUCUGCAUCUCACGGUAUCGGAACGGUGAUCAUCGUGUUAGUGGCCGUGGGCGCGUGCAUGUGUAUCGCUGGCAUCUGUAUCAUACGCAAGGUGUGCACACGGCCUGUUCGAGGCAAGAAGAUGAGGGGCUUCCCGAAACCGUCGAAGCCGACUCUGCACCAGGACCUCUCGACCGGGCUCGCUGGCGAUGUGGAAGAGUCUCCUCUGUUCGGCGGCAAGGAACACUUCAACUCUACCAGUGGCAGCCAAGACGGCUUUCUCCAACCCUGGACGCAAUACUCUGCCCCUGGUGGGGAGAAGGCCCAUCCCAACUGGACGAGCUCCCCCUUGGCAACACCACCGAGGGUGGAUUUCGUGACUGCGCCGGUGUUUGAUGGAGCGACUCCAAGUAUGGUGCAAGCUCCCACUGCCGCGUCGAAGGCGUAUCAAAUGCAAGGCAUACUCAAGAGCACCGCAUCACGUCUCUCGACUAUGUCGUCGAGAUCUCUGACCGCGGGUGGUGCCGCUGAUGUUCAGGUUGGCCUGGCGGUCACGAAUUCUCCUCUCACCGGCGAUGGCCAUGCUACUAUGGGGCGCGCAGCAGCCGAUCGGCGCAGAUCGAGGUCGAAGAGCCAGGCCAGCUUGCAGAGGGCGUCCGUGUACGACGGAGUGGAUGUGGCCUCGCCCGAGCCGCCCGUAGCACCGAUGCCUCGCCGACCCCCUAUUGCCCGAUCGGCGACCUCUGGCGCCGGCAGCCGCGAGCGGGUCAAGAGCCCGGAGGCGCACAAGGCCUCGAUAUCGUCGCCCUCGCUGUAUCGGAUGAGUCGAGCGUCGAACCCGUUCGAGGACGGGUACGAUCUGCCCGCGAAGCCGCAAACGGCGAGGAAGGGGACGCGGGCGCAGCAGGACGUCAAGGCUCUCUCGGCGCUGACCUCGGCGCUGGGCUUGGACGGGCCGACUUCUCCGGGGCUCGGGCCCGACGACUCGCUGAGCAUGGUGGGCGGGUACGAUCGUGCGCCGGCCGGGAGUAAGAGGAGGUUGCAGGAGGCGCUCGCUGCGGUGGAGGCCGACCUGGCGAGCCCGAGCGAGUCGUUAGGGGGGCUCAUGCUCCUGGAUUUCGAUAAGCCGUCGCAGUCGUCGUCGCGGUCUGUGGAGGCGCUGGUGAAGGAGAGGAAGCGGAUGUCGAAGGCGACGAGCGUAUAUUCUGUGAGCACGGCUGCGGAUGGGCCUCCGCGGGUGCCGUCUCCGCCGCCGUUGCCGUCGCUGGCGCAGAUGGGGUUGGAGCACUCGGAUCCGGGGUACGACGACUAUCGGAGCCCCACGUACAGCCUGUACGCGAUGUACGGAGAACGCAAGAGCUGAUUCGCAGGCGACGUCAUGAUGGAGGUUCGAAGAGGGUGAUGGUGAUCAGCGCC
Messenger RNA from Punctularia strigosozonata HHB-11173 SS5, 2003 nucleotides. RefSeq lists its product as uncharacterized. The coding region runs from base 1 to 1950 and encodes 649 amino acids. Lineage: Eukaryota; Fungi; Basidiomycota; Agaricomycetes; Corticiales; Punctulariaceae. The record is from RefSeq and is a predicted model, not a curated record. The transcript has a single exon.